Babesia microti strain RI is the source of this 1422-nucleotide messenger RNA. Its product is annotated as NMD3, nonsense-mediated mRNA decay protein 3. Gene Ontology annotation, biological process: ribosomal large subunit export from nucleus. Gene Ontology annotation, cellular component: nucleus; cytoplasm. The transcript has 4 exons. The coding region runs from base 1 to 1422 and encodes 473 amino acids. Lineage: Eukaryota; Apicomplexa; Aconoidasida; Piroplasmida; Babesiidae. The record is from RefSeq and is a predicted model, not a curated record. Gene Ontology annotation, molecular function: ribosomal large subunit binding.
AUGAUGUCACGCUAUGCUCCCAUGCUUUGUUGUCUUUGCGGUGAUUUAGUCCCGGAACCUACAGAUUCUCGCACUUGUCAAAGAUGUCUAUUGCAAAAUGUAAACAUUACCCACCAAAUCCCUACUCAGACAAAUUUGUUACAGUGUUGUACUUGCAAAAUGUUCUAUCACAAUCAUUGGAUUAACGUUCAACUUGAAUCUAAAGAAUUGUUGUCAAUUUGCAUAAGAAAAACAAAGGGCCUAGACAAAGUACAAAUUGUUGAUGCUAAAUUUUUGUGGACUGAACCACACUCGAAGAGAAUCAAAGUCCAAUACCAGCUAAGGAAAGAAAUUAGCAUGAAAUGCGUUGUUGAACAACAACACGUGGUUGAGUAUAUGAUACGGUCAACUCAGUGUGACAAAUGCAAGCAGUCUUACACUCCUCAUUCCUGGGAUGCAAUAGUUCAAAUUAGACACAAGGUAAAGGAUAAGAAGGAGAUAUUGCUUCUUGAACAGGCAAUUAUCAAGCAUCAUGCACAGGAGAAUGUAAUAAAAAUUGUUCCACAAUUAUAUGGAUUUGACUUGCAUUUUGGUUGUAAAAAUCAUGCCCAAAAGUUUGUAGAAUUUGUAUGUGAAAGAACAGUUUCACAAGUUAAGCAUUCAAAGAAAUUGAUUACUCAUGAUAGCAACAAUAAUUCAUAUAAAUAUAAAUAUAGUACUAAUAUUGAUAUGGCAGAGAUAUGUCGCGAUGACUUAAUAUAUUUACCUUUGAAAUUUGUAUCGCAAUUUGGCGGGAUAUCGUCAUUUUUAUUGUGUAUCAACCUUAACAAAACAAUCACUUUGAUAGACCCUUUUACCCUAAGGAAAGUUGAUAUUUCUGCAGAUAAAUACUGGAGAAAUCCGUUCUUUUCCAUAUAUACGAAGAUACAUUUGUCGCAGUUUAUAGUAGCUAACAUUGAAAAUAGUAAAACUUAUAUGAUUGCUGGUGCCAAAUACGCAGAUAAAUAUCAACUUGUAGAUCUGGAAUUAAUUCCUUGUGGCGGGAGUGAAGUUAUUUAUACCACAAGCCAUUUGGGUAGGCAGUUACGCCCUGGUGACACUUGUGCUGGUUACGAUCUGAGGCAUUUGAAUACAAUGAAUGAGCAACAGUCAGAUGCACUGGAAAAGGUACCGUAUGAUGUAAUAAUUGUCAAAAGGGUAGUAAAAAAGCACAGGAAAGCAAGACCAUGGGUGUUAAAAUCACUGACAAAGAACACUGAUAUGUUGUUUAAUGACUUAGAAGAAUUUAAGGAUGAUCUAGAUGAUGUAGAAGAGCUACGCAACGAUAUAAUAUUUUAUAAGAACCCAAAGUGUGACGUCCCCAUAACUGAAUCUUCUGACUUUGACUGGCUCAGUGAGAAGAUCCAGGACUUAUCACUGGACAAUGAUGGGAGUUAUUAUUAA